UGCACCUUUAACGCUAGGUGCCACCCGGCAGUAAACAACAAAAAGAAGAAGAAGACGAGCACAGGGGGUGUUUGUAAUGACCGGUAAUGACCGGUGAUGACAGAGUCCUUCAUCACACUCCCCAGCUACAGAGGAAGGAAUGGCACCUUCAGGUGGAGCUUUGUUGAUCCAGACACCAGUGCAGCUCUAUCGAUAUCUCCUCAGAUGUUGCAGACAGUUGCCGACCACAGUGAUGCAGGAGCACUACAAACACGCCGUAAGACAGGGUUACAAGAGUCACUCGGAUGAAGAUGACCCAGAGCGAAUACAAAUGAUAAUCCAAAGAGCAGUUGCAGAUGCUCAGUGGAUUCUUGAUAAAUAUACUAAGAAGAAGUGAGGCUCAUAAGAAGAGAGCGUCCUCUGCACUGCUGCACCUGACAUGGUAAUAGGUCUCAAAUCAGUGGCUGUAUUAAUGGUAAAUGGACUCCAUUUAUUUAGCUGUCCACUGAAAGUGUUUUAACUUAUUCACAUUCACACAUUUUGGGUUGAGGGUUCAAUUUCUUGCCCAAGAACACCUCACAUGUGGAAUUAAUGAGGUGGAACUUGAACUUCUGACCCUCUUAUGCAGAGUUUAAUAGAAUAUUUAAAAGUGUAAGUACAGUAUUUGCUGAUUAAUCCUCAGAUUCAAAAGGCAGCAGCAGAGCAGAAGCUGCUGGACACCUUAACUUUACUUUUUUGUGAAUAUGUUUGGUCUGGUUCAAGAAAAUAAAAUGCUGAGAAACGAGUGGUUCGUCUCUGGUUGCUCUUGGGAGACCCUGUUGGCAUUGCCAAUUGCCACAGUGUUGACAAUGUACAGUUUGUCUUUUUUAAUAAAGGAAUGAUUAUA
Molecule: messenger RNA, 865 nt
Organism: Paralichthys olivaceus (Japanese flounder)
Lineage: Eukaryota; Metazoa; Chordata; Actinopteri; Pleuronectiformes; Paralichthyidae
Gene: lyrm9
Product: LYR motif containing 9
Source: RefSeq, a predicted model, not a curated record